Messenger RNA from Aspergillus homomorphus CBS 101889, 1979 nucleotides. Its product is annotated as Eisosome component PIL1/LSP1 family protein. The transcript is spliced from 2 exons. Bases 468 to 1823 code for a protein of 451 amino acids. Gene Ontology annotation, molecular function: lipid binding. Gene Ontology annotation, cellular component: plasma membrane; eisosome filament. Lineage: Eukaryota; Fungi; Ascomycota; Eurotiomycetes; Eurotiales; Aspergillaceae. Gene Ontology annotation, biological process: endocytosis; negative regulation of protein kinase activity; eisosome assembly. The record is from RefSeq and is a predicted model, not a curated record.
CGUCACGGUACGCCAUCGAAGACUAUCAGAUCAUUACAACACACAAAGUUCCCUCCAUCGAGGUGGUCGUCGACAGUAUCUCAGUUCAAUUCCGUGUUUCAGAUUGACAAGACUAAAUACCACGAACGGUGGUUCUUGGAUAUUGAAGACUACCCGCCGAAUACUUAGUGUUGGGGUUGGCAUUGACCACUGCCCCUUAUUGUUAUUGUUGUUACUAUUACUCUCGACUUUCAGGGAAGGUGCGAUCUUACCUUGAAGUUACCUUGGACUUACAUAUUGUACUGCUGUUCUUGUACACUCCAACAUUUGCACCUGCUCUCAAUACAAUCUGUGGUUUUGUGCUGUAUAGCCAUCGAAAACAAAGCGAAUUCGCAACAGAGUAAAGUGUUACGGCAAUCAUGUAUGCAAGCCAGAUUCCAGCCUGAUAGGCACUGCCCCAAUAGCUGAUCACACCCAGGAACCGCAACAUGUCCAUCCGCGGCCGGAGGAAUUCGGUGCCCUCGCGGGCCCGAUUCAGCUUCUCGACCCUGCGCGGCCACCAGCAGCCCGAGACGAGUCGGCGACUGAACCAGCUCAUCAAGAACGAGAACACGGCCAUCAGCGCCCAUGAGAAAGCCGGCCGCGAGCGGGUCUCGAUCGCCAACCAGCUGUCGGACUGGGGCGAGUGGACGGAGGACGACGCCGUCUCGGACAUCACCGAUAAACUGGCCGUCCUGAUGGCCGAGAUGGGCGAGCAGGAGGACAACUUCGCCCAGUACCUCGAGGAGUAUCGCAUCGUCCUGAAGCAUAUUCGGGACACGGAGAACUCGGUGCAGCCGUCGCGGGACCAGCGCGCCAAGAUCGCGGAUGAGAUCCAGAAGCUGAAGUGGAAGGAGCCGCAUAGUAACAAAAUCAACAUUCUGGAGCAGGAGCUCGUUAGAGCCGAGGCGCAGAAUUUGGUGGCGGAGGCGCAGUUGACUAAUGUGACGAGGUCGAAGUUCAAGGAAGCAUAUGAUAUACAUCUCGCGGCUGUCAUCGAGCGGGGAGAGAAGCAGAUUCUGCUCGCCCGUCAUGCACGUCGUUUGCUCAACCACCUGGAUGAUACUCCUGUCGUGCCCGGGGAUUCUCCUCACGAGUAUGACCAAACUGCGGCCACGAGACAGGUCAUUGAGGAUGCGGAGAACGAACUUCGCGCGUGGGAGAGCAGCGCCGAGCCCAUUCAUUCUUCGGCUGGGGAUGUCCCUGACAGCACGCUGCUGCCAAGGUCUGGCCGUAGGGUUCGUGACUCGCAAGGUGCCUAUGCAGUCGAGACCACAGCCUCGGACUCUGUGCGAGACGUGAAUGGUUCCGCCGAAGGAUCAUACGCUCACGGCACUGGGGCGAACGAAUAUGCCCGCGAUACCCCAGCGGAGCCAUAUGUGGAGGGCAACGACCCUGGAGCGUACACUGAUAGAUCCCAUCGGGAGUCAUCUGCCAACGGCACUGAUCAUGAGCGCUACGUCGAGGGUGCGGGUUCUGAGCUGUAUGCUGACAGCUCCGCGCCAGAGCCGACGGCCACCCGUGCUGAAGAAGAACACUACACCAACAGUGCAGCUCAAGACCCAGCCGUCCUCACUGGAACUGAGGCGCAGUCUAGUAAUAUGCCCGAUAUAGAAGAUAAGUACACCGGCAAGAAUGUCCUGGGACAGACUGCCAACGGGGCUGUUCCAGAGACCGUUAACAAGACCGGAGAAGAGCUGCCGCGGGCAUCAGAGGACUUGCAGUCCUUCAAUAAUCCCCGUGGCUCAGAGGUGCCAUAUGUGUCAAGCCCUACCCCGGCGCAUCCAAUUGCUGUUCCGAUUUGAGACCUGCCUGUUCUUGUUCGAUUUUGGUUUUGGGCCUUGUAUUUGUAUGUCUUUAUGUGUCGUUCUCGCUACGAUGAAAUAAAUUAGGGGUUCAGGUCAGGUCACCGAACCAGGAGAAGGAAGAUCUGAACAUAGCUUGUGUUUAGUUAGUAGGGU